CAAAGGCACGCUUAGCGUAGGGGUGCCGGCCGGCAGGCCGCCGGCCCGGCCCGCCACUGCGCUACCGGCGCCCGCCCCGCUCGGUCGUACGCGUACGCAUCGUCGAGUCAGCUCGUUGGCUUGCGGUGAACUCGCGGCGAUCCGGUCGGUCGAUGGUGACUAGUGCGACUCGCGAGUGGUGGAGCAAGUAGUGAAAUGCCUGUGCAUCCUGAGUCGGUCCCUGGUGUUUUGUGUCCGACGUCCCUGUUGUUUUCAUCUGUGACUCCAACCUCUGUUGUUAUAAACAUUGCGCGCGCUUCGCACUUGGCUGCUGUCAGUGACAUAACUGCGAGUUCCCCAGCGGCUCGCCCUGAUUUUGGAUUUUCACUUGUGCCCAAGUGUUUGUGUGAUAUUGUGGACUUCGAUAUUCCUGGAAGUGUUUCUCGAAGAGACAAUUUACUGGAUUAACUCCCUGGAUUAUCACCAUUAGUGAUCUACGCCCUUGGAUUAUUUCAUCAAAUUUAAUGAGUAUCGAGACCACCAUGCCACCCCAGUUCGAGCACCCUUGGGGCAACCCCACGGGCCAAAUUUGCAUGCCCGAGGAGUCCUCGCUCGAUCUGUUCAACAACAUUUUCGACGAGCUCAACAUGAGCUUCGACAUGAAGCUGGACGACACCCCUCUCUUCGAGGGGUUCCUGCCGGAACUGGACAGCAACCUGGACCUCCUUGGCGAGGGCCCUGGGCUGCUCCAGGUCCGCCACGACUGCAUGUGGGCCGGGUCCUGCGUCGACGACAAGGAGCGCCCCAACCCCCUCGAGAGGGUCCAGGAGAGCCCGGUGAAGAGCGGGCCUGCCCUGCAGACCUGCUCCCCUGCCACCCUGCAGACCCCCACCAAGGACGCCGAAGUAGUGCAUUCACAUACCCCCACCAGUGUGCAACUCUCAAGUAGACAAUCCGCUGUCAAAUCCAACACGCGUAGCAUACUUAGGACUAACCAUCGGGCGAGUGCGGCCACCGUGGUAGGUAGUGAACGGACAGCUGCGUCUCAGGACGAAAGUGACGACUCCGGUCGGCCCGACACUCCCCAGAGUAUGUCUAGUGAUAACGAGGAGUCGGCUGACUUCAAACCCGACGUCGACGCCCUCGCCCAGUCACUCUGCAAAGAGGAAAUCCUCGACGACGAGGAGGUGGAUGAGGACGACGAGGAGACCGAUGUAGAGGAGGAGGAGGAGGAAGAUGAUGAAGACGAUGAUGAAGAUGACGAUGAUGACCUGACCGCCGACAAUGACACUUCCCUGGUGGACGAAGACGCACCCACCGCGUGCGUGUCGGUAUCGAAAGUUACCGGGCAGACUGUGCGGACGUCCCUGUACCAGCAACACCAUGAGCGCACCUCCCGGUUCGACUCCCGGCCGCAGCAGACCGUGUCCAACCACUUCUUCAACGACCAUAGCUACCACCUGAGCAAGACGGACCACCCCUCCAUACCCGGCAACCUCACACCUUCAGAUUCUG
Frankliniella occidentalis (western flower thrips) is the source of this 1494-nucleotide messenger RNA. RefSeq names its product myc protein. Gene Ontology annotation, molecular function: RNA polymerase II cis-regulatory region sequence-specific DNA binding; protein dimerization activity; DNA-binding transcription factor activity, RNA polymerase II-specific. Lineage: Eukaryota; Metazoa; Arthropoda; Insecta; Thysanoptera; Thripidae. Gene Ontology annotation, biological process: regulation of transcription by RNA polymerase II. The record is from RefSeq and is a predicted model, not a curated record.